Messenger RNA from Perca flavescens (yellow perch), 819 nucleotides. RefSeq names its product microfibril-associated glycoprotein 4-like. Gene Ontology annotation, biological process: fibrinolysis; blood coagulation, common pathway; blood coagulation. Lineage: Eukaryota; Metazoa; Chordata; Actinopteri; Perciformes; Percidae. The record is from RefSeq and is a predicted model, not a curated record. The transcript has 5 exons. Gene Ontology annotation, cellular component: fibrinogen complex. Gene Ontology annotation, molecular function: protein-macromolecule adaptor activity; extracellular matrix structural constituent. Bases 1 to 732 code for a protein of 243 amino acids.
AUGAAAACAUCUCUUCUGUUCCAGCUGGUAUCAGUCGUCCUCCUCCUGCUGGCCCCCCUGUUGGUCAGCUGCCAGUAUGAGCCGACGGACUGCAGUGUGAUUUAUGAUUAUGACAACAGUCGACCCAGUGGAGUGUACACCAUCUAUCCCAAUGGACCCCAUACUGCUGUCCAGGUGUACUGUGACAUGGAUUCAGAAGGAGGAGGGUGGACGGUGUUCCAGAGGAGGAUGGACGGCACGGUGAACUUCUACAGGGGCUGGAAUCAAUAUUAUGGCUUCUUUGGUAACCCUGCUGGAGAGUACUGGCUCGGUCUCCUGUCUCUCAUGUUCUUGACUAACGUAAGAAAGUCUGAGCUGCUGGUCGACAUGGAGGACUUCGAAGGAAACAAAGCGUUCGCUCGUUACUCCUCAUUCUCCAUUGACAAUCCAAACUUGAACUACAAACUACAUGUUUCUGGAUUCAUUGAUGGAGGAGCAGGAGACUCCCUGAGUUAUCACAGCGGAAUGAUGUUCUCCACCUUUGACCAAGACUGGGACGGCUGGAAUGGGAAGUGUGCCAAAUUACACCUGGGGGGGUUCUGGUACAGAGACUGUCACAAUACAAAUCCAAACGGUGUUUAUCGUCGGGGGGCUGACAACACUCUCGAUGCUGUAGGAGUGGAAUGGGCCACUUGGAAAGGUCGUAACUACUCCCUGAAGGCCAUCAGCAUGAAGAUCCGUCCUGUGCAGUAGUUCUCCAGGACCAACGUACAGCAGAAUAUCAGCUCAUCUCUUCUGAUUUCUUUAUCUUUCUCUCAUUAAGCAUUUAAUCUCACAACA